Messenger RNA from Trichosurus vulpecula (common brushtail), 3009 nucleotides. It is a transcript of the gene MVK, whose product is annotated as mevalonate kinase. Gene Ontology annotation, biological process: isoprenoid biosynthetic process; cholesterol biosynthetic process. NCBI's taxonomy places the organism in Eukaryota, Metazoa, Chordata, Mammalia, Diprotodontia, Phalangeridae. Gene Ontology annotation, molecular function: mevalonate kinase activity; ATP binding. The record is from RefSeq and is a predicted model, not a curated record. The coding region runs from base 314 to 1504 and encodes 396 amino acids. Gene Ontology annotation, cellular component: cytoplasm. The transcript is spliced from 11 exons.
UGUCGGGGAUGGAGGUGCGUGGAAGCGGUCCAGGUUUGGGCAUUAAAGAGCGGCAGGAACUGUGCUGAGCCAGCCGUCCGGGGACGGGGAAGGACCUAGGGCUGCCGGCCUGCUGACCCUAAGCAACGUCGGCCCGCCAGGAGCUUGGGGGCGCAGGUCCUGAGGAGGCCUAGUCUUUGGAGGAGCUGGGAGCCCCGAGGGACUCUUGACCCUUGACCCCCGACUUGACCCCCGCGGGUGAAAGUGACCAGUAAUCACAAAAGUGCGUACGGCAGCGGGCGCCGGUGCAGUGCUUUGUAGAUACGAGCUCAGCAUGUUGCCUGAGGCUUUGCUGGUGUCCGCGCCUGGGAAAGUCAUCCUUCACGGGGAGCAUGCCGUGGUCCAUGGCAAGGUCGCGUUGGCUGAAGCCUUGAACUUGAGAACAUUCCUUCGGAUAAAGCCCCACCAAGAUGGGAAGGUGAGGCUCAGCUUGCCAAACAUAGGGGCCAAGAGGGACUGGGACGUGUCCAAGCUCCAGCUGCUGCAGACAGCCUUCCUGGACUCCGGGGAGCCCACGGCUCCAACGCCAGAGCACAUGGAAAAGCUGAAGGUGUUUGCGGGCUUCACGACGGACUCCUCCGACAGCGAACGCCUGGCCGUGCUGGCCUUCCUUUAUUUGUACUUAUUUAUUUGCAGGAAACAGAGGCCCUUGCCCAGCAUGGACAUCAUGGUGUGGUCUGAGCUGCCCACUGGGGCAGGCCUUGGCUCCAGCGCUGCCUACUCGGUCUGCUUGGCAGCUGCCCUGCUGGCCUCCUGUGAAGAGAUCACGGGUCGUUUGAAGGAAGGUGUCACCAGUGCUGGGUGGACUGAGGAGGAGCUGAAUUUGAUUAACAGAUGGGCCUUUCUGGGAGAAAAGGUCAUUCAUGGGAACCCUUCUGGUGUGGAUAACUCUGUCAGUACUUGGGGCGGAGCCCUUCGAUUCCAAGGAGGGAACAUUUCAUCUUUACAGAGGAUACCAGAAUUGAGGAUUCUCCUGACCAACACCAAAGUGCCUCGGAGCACCAAGGCCCUGGUGGCUCGUGUCAAAGACAGACUGGUUAAGUUCCCAGAGAUCAUGAACCCAUUACUAGCUUCUAUCGAUGCUAUCUCCCGGGAAUGUGAGCGUGUGCUGGGCAUGAUGGCGGUGACCCCAGCCCCUGAGCAGUAUGUGGUGUUGGAGGAGCUCAUCGACAUGAACCAGCAUCACCUCAAUGCCAUUGGAGUGGGCCAUGCCUCCCUGGACAGGCUGUGCCAGCUGACAGCGUCCCAUGGGCUGCACAGUAAGCUGACGGGAGCCGGUGGUGGAGGCUGUGGCUUCACUCUGCUCAGACCAGGUUUGGAGCAGUCUGUGGUGGAAUCUGCCAAACAAGCCCUCACUGGCUGUGGGUUUGAGUGCUGGGAGACCACCAUCGGGGCUCCUGGAAUCUCCCUCCACUCCCCAUCCUCCUUAAAGGCCGACGUGCUACGAGCUUUGAAUGGUCUCUAGGAGAGUGUUCUAGUCACUGUCACAGACGGCAGCUUCCUGGGCCCCUGGCAGCCACGAAUGGACCUCUUGGAGAUCCUGCGGACAGCUCACCAGGUCCGGCAUGGGCAGAUCCCUGUGGGUCAUGGCUGCUGCAGAGCCGCAGGUCGGCAUAUCAGAAGAGCAGCCUGUUCUGUGUAGGUGUACGCUGCCCCUCCUCCAGCCUUGUAAUGCCCACAGCUGUCCCAGAGGCGAAGGCUCUCAUAUUUCCAGACUUCCCUUAACUCCCUGGUCGACAUGGUUUUGGUCCUCAGUUCCUUGUUCUUUAGACUCAGUGUGCCUGACCAUGGUUGGGCUAGAGGGAUGCCCUCAGCCUGGCUGUCUCGGCUUCUCUGCUAGUAGAAACGGGUGAAGGUGAGCCUCCUCCUUUGGCCUUUGGCUUCUCCAGAUCCAGCCUCUCAGCACCUGCCUUUGUGAUGAGUCCUUCACUGACACUUGAGCCCUGGUGGACUCUCUUCUGAAAUCCCAGGGUGUUACCAUCCCAACUCCUCAAUCAUCAUGUGGGGUCAUUUGUUAAAUUGUCCUGGGUAAUCAUCUUGUCUUCAGCAGAUAAACUGGGAUUGUCUGUGCAGACAUCGACUGUAAACUCCUCUCCCAUUUUUAAAUUCCUUUGGACACUUAGCAUGGGACAGAGCACAGAGUAGGCCGUCUAUAAAUGUUUAAAUGAAUGAACCGAUGAAGACUUUGUAUCCUUUAUGGCACUUUAAAUGUACCAUAUUGGUCCACAUACAGACUGUUCUUACCUCCAGUAUUGAGCUGGAGUGAAAUGGGAGACGAACCUGUGGGAAUUGUUAGUAUCCAUGAAAUAAACUCACUGCCUGCAGUCCCAGGGAGCAUUUCUGCCCAGCAGGUUCUGCAGAAUCCAAAUGAAGGACCCGGAUCCUCUGACGUAGCCAUGGGGCACUUGGGAGUUCUCUUGAAAUGUGUGGGGAGGGUGGAGGUGGAGAGCCAGGGGUCCCCAUAACUUACCAAUGGAAUGGGUGGGUGGAAGGAAGAUUUAGAACGGUUUGGGGGUGGAUAAAAGGAACCUGACUUAGUAAUGACACUCCUAAGUGUAGUAAGACAUGCUGAGUAUAUGAAGACCUCUGUAUACAGAGGGCAUUGGGCUAGAAAUGGGCUGGGAAACUUAAAACCUCAAGGACUUGGUGAUGCUCCUACCUCAAGCAGCCUGUUGGCUUACCUGUUCUCAGAUCAACAGCAGAAAUGAUAAGAAGGGGCAGCUAGGUGGUGCAAUGAGUACAGCACUGGCCCUGGAGUCAGGAGGGCCUGAGUUCAAAUGCAGCCUCAGACACUUGACACAUAUACUAGCUGUGUGACCUUGGGCAAGUCACUUAACCCCGAUUGCCCUGCCAAAAACCAAAAAAAGAAAAAAAAGAAAAGAAAACGAGAAGAGCAUUGGAGAUACAGAAUGAACAAAGCCUUUAUUUGAAUGGAAAAAAUCUUCCGUAGUAAAUAUAUUUUUAACACGA